GACCCCGCCCACCGCAUGCAGGCCCUGCAGGCCCUGCAGCCCCUCCCGGCCCGGCGGAACGCGUCCCUUUUAAGGGGGCAGGGGCCUGGGGGUCUGGGGCCAGCGCGCAAGAGGGACGCCUGGGUGCCUCGAGGGCGCCGUUCGGACGGGGAGGGUCCCGCGGGUCCCACUGACCCACGCGGGGUGGGGCCAGGGGUGGACGCUCGCUCGUACGCGGUCGCUACUGAACAUGCUUGGGCCAGGGUCCGAUCGCAGGCGCCCCACGCAGGGGGAGCGAGGCCCAGGGUCCCCUGGAGAGCACAUGGAGAAGUACAAGGUUUUGUACCAGCUGAAUCCUGGGGCCUUGGGGGUGAACCUGGUGGUGGAGGAAAUGGAAACCAAAGUCAAGCAUGUGAUAAAGCAGGUGGAAUGCAUGGAUGACCAUGACGCCAGUCAGGCCCUGGAGGAGCUGAUGCCACUGCUGAAGCUGCGGCACGCCCACAUCUCUGUGUACCAGGAGCUGUUCAUCACGUGGAAUGGGGAGAUCUCUUCUCUGUACCUCUGCCUGGUGAUGGAGUUCAAUGAGCUCAGCUUCCAGGAGGUCAUUGAGGAUAAGAGGAAGGCAAAGGAAAUCAUUGACUCUGAGUGGAUGCAGAAUGUGCUGGGCCAGGUGCUGGACGCGCUGGAAUACCUGCACCAUUCGGACAUCAUCCACAGGAAUCUCAAACCCUCCAACAUCAUCCUUGUCAGCAGUGACCACUGCAAACUGCAGGACCUGAGCUCCAACGUGCUAAUGACAAACAAAGCCAAAUGGAAUAUUCGUGCGGAGGAAGACCCCUUUCAUAAGUCCUGGAUGGCCCCUGAAGCCCUCAACUUCUCCUUCAGCCAGAAAUCAGACAUCUGGUCCCUGGGCUGCAUCAUUCUGGACAUGAUCAGCUGCUCCUUCAUGGAUGGCACAGAAGCCAUGCAUCUGCGGAAGUCCCUCUGCCAGAGCCCGGGCAGCCUGAGGGCCGUCCUGAAGACAAUGGAGGAGAAGCAGAUCCCAGAUGUGGAAACCUUCGGGAAUCUUCUGCCUUUGAUGCUCCAGAUCGACCCCUCAGAUCGAAUAACGAUAAAGGACGUGGUGCACAUCACCUUCGUGAGAGGCUCCUUCAAGUCCUCGUGCGUCUCUCUGACCCUGCACCGGCAGAUGGUGCCUGCGUCCAUCAUCGACAUGCUGUUAGAAGGCAACGUGGCCAGCAUUUUAGAGGUCAUGCAGAAAUUCUCUGGCUGGCCCGAAGUCCAGCUCAGGGCCAUGGAGAGGCUUCUGAAAAUGCCUGCAGAUCAGCUAGGUCUGCCGUGGCCCCCAGAGCUGGUGGAGGUGGUGGUUACAACCAUGCAGCUGCAUGACAGGGUCCUCGAUGUCCAGCUGUGCGCCUGCUCCCUGCUGCUGCACCUUCUGGGCCAAGUGCUGGUGCACCACCCAGAAGCCAAGGCUCCCUGCAACCAAGCCAUCACCUCCACCCUGCUGAGUGCUCUUCGGAGCCACCCUGAGGAGGAGCCACUUCUUGUCAUGGUCUACAGCCUGCUAGCCAUCACCACAACUCAGGAGUCAGAGUCACUGUCAGAGGAGCUGCAGAACGCCGGGCUGCUGGAGCACAUCCUGGAGCACCUCAACAGCUCCCUCAAAAGCAGGGACGUCUGUGCCAGCGGCCUGGGCCUGCUCUGGGCCCUCCUGCUGGACGGCAUCAUUGUGAACAAGGCCCCCUUGGAGAAGGUCCCGGACCUCAUCAGCCAGGUGUUUGCCACCUACCCUGCAGAUGGGGAUAUGGUGGAAGCCAGCUGCGGAGUCUUCUGGCUGCUGUCCCUGCUGGGCUGCAUCAAGGAGCAGCAGUUUGAACAAGUGGUGGCGCUGCUCCUGCAAAGCAUCCGGCUGUGCCAGGACAGAGCCCUGCUGGUGAACAAUGCCUACCGGGGACUGGCCAGACUGGUGAAGGUGUCAGAGCUGGCGGCCUUCAAGGUGGUGGUGCAAGAGGAGGGCGGCAGUGGCCUGAGCCUCAUCAAGGAGACCUACCAGCUCCACAGGGACGACCCAGAGGUGGUGGAGAACAUGGGCAUGCUGCUGGUCCACCUGGCUUCCUAUGGAACUGGUUUCUUACGCGGAAAAAGUGCUCUUGAGGCUGGAGGCAGCCACCUCUCCCAGCCCCCCGGGCGGGGAAGCAGCUCAGCCCUGAUGCUGGGGCGAAGACAGACACCCCACAGGCCCCUCCUCCACAUGUGCCCUCUCCCUGCCCUUCCUUUCCAUGGGCCACUGUUUCCCUUGGGGCAGGGGGAAGGGUUGCCCAGGACCAGAACGCACACCUCACACUCCUCUUAGGUGACUAAUAAAGAGGC
Messenger RNA from Symphalangus syndactylus (siamang), 2352 nucleotides. RefSeq names its product serine/threonine kinase like domain containing 1 (gene STKLD1). The record is from RefSeq and is a predicted model, not a curated record. Gene Ontology annotation, molecular function: protein serine/threonine kinase activity; ATP binding. NCBI's taxonomy places the organism in Eukaryota, Metazoa, Chordata, Mammalia, Primates, Hylobatidae. Gene Ontology annotation, biological process: protein phosphorylation.